GUCCCAGCUGACUCUCACUCUGUUUUCUCUCCAUCUCUCUCUCUCCAUCUCUCUCUCUCUCCCUCUCUCUCUCUCUCUAUUGUAUCUACUGGGGACAGAUCUGUGUAAACCUGUUGGCAGUCAGCUCUUGCCAAAUGACACAAUAAUGGGACCCUCAGUGCUUAUGAUCUUAGGGUUUCUCCUGAGUCCAGCACUCAGCUCAGAUAUGCAGGAUGGGGACGGCAUAAUCUUCGAGAGUAACGUGACUGGCAUCUUGGGGGAGGAUGUGUACCUGCAUUGCCUCUACACAGGCAAUGACCCUGACGAUCUGCUGUACUCGGUCUGGAAACGCCUUGGCAGCAAUAAGAAGCUAGCGGGUUACUUUGGCCUGAAGACGAUCAAAAUGGAAGGCUUUUCUCUACCAGAAUCCACUACCAAUCUGACGGUGAAGAUGCAGGUGGCCAGUCUGAAUGCUGAGGGGGAGUACAUCUGUGAGUUUGGCACUGAUGAUGACCCACUGAUAGGUCACGUCUCUCUCACUGUCUUGGUAAGGCCCGAUGUCACUGUUCAAACGAAAAAGGAGAUUGUGAAUGCCACUCACUACCAGUCCGUGAGAUGUACCGCCACCAAUGCAAAGCCAGCGCCACACAUCAGCUGGGAGAUCAACGGCAGUGCCCCCAGCGACGAUGUCUUCUCUGUCCAGACCGAGAGCGCUUAUCAUGCCAAUGGUACUCUCACCCUUGCCAGCGUGCUGCGCUUCCCCACCCACCUGAGCGACGAGAGCACCAUAGUCUGUCUGGUCCAGCACCCAGCCCAAGCUGAGCCACAGAGAGCGACCGCUCUGGUGCAAACCUUCGUUGUUCCGGACGUAACCAUAGAGACAGGCCUGGUUCCUGGGGCUGGAGGAAGGAGAAUGUUGCGGGUUGUCAACUGCACCGCGCUGAGAGGGAGACCUCAACCCAAAAUUGCAUGGAUACUGUCUGGAGGAGAAAACACAUUCUCGGCCCAGAAGUGGAGCGAUGAUGACACAUUCAUCAGUUCGGUCUCGUUCCCCGUUGGGAGUCACGAGGGGGAAAAUGUCACCUGUGUCGUCACUCACCCAAAGCUCACCAGCGCUGUCAAGAAAACCCUGCCUCUGCCCACCUACACUCUCUCAUCUGUUCAGCUGGUUUAUCUCAAUGACUCGAGUGCCCAGAGAGGCACUGCCCUGGAUCAACUUCCCCUGGAGGAGGGGGAGCCUGGCAUGGCCUUGGCACUGGAGGUGCAGGGGGAUGUGCCAAGCUAUCAGACUGAGUGCACUAAGGAUGGCUCUUCUCUUCCACAUGGUGUGGUGUUGGUAGAUGAUAAGCUCACCUUCAGUGGCCCAAUAGCUCUGCACUAUGCUGGGCAUUACGAGUGCCGGGCCUCCUUCAACAAACACAAAGCAUCUGUUCAGCUGGACAUCAGUGUUAAACCAGCGAUUCAGGCACCUAUUCUUGUAGCCCCAACCAUAAGUGUGAGAACCUGGAGAGAGCUGGACAGUGUCAUCAUCAAGUGCUCGGCCUCGGGCGCAGUCCCUGCCCCAAACGUCUCCUGGUCCCUGGCCCCAUGGGUGACCGCGGCGAAGGCACUAAACACGACAUCUUUUAACGGAUCAGACAGCGUCACAGCCACGUUAACCCUGCCACACUGUCUGCCUGAAGAGUCCACAGUGCUGUGCCUAGUAGAGCAUCAGCUGUUUGAAUACCCAGAGAGGAGGGACAUGGUGCUGCCUGCAUGUGCUCGUCCUAACAUAACUGUGCAGCCCAGCGUUGUGUGGGAGCAGGGCUUAGCCUACUCAGAGGUAGAGUGCAGGGUGGAGAGUGUGAGACCCAGAGCCAACAUCUCCUGGUUGUUGGAGGACAACACCAAAGCAGACCGUACUGCAGAUGGUGCCAUGGAGCUGCUGGGAAUCGAGGAGGAAGCCGUGGGUGUGGAGCCCUAUAUGGAGGAUCAGGUGGUGGCGGUCAGCAGUGUGCGGCUGCCCUUGGCGGAGCAUCAGGGGAAGACUGUGGUCUGCGUGGUGAGGCACCAGAAACUACUGAAGCCCGAGAGGAGGGAGAUCCAGCUUCAGGCUCCAGAUCCCCCAGAGAUCCAGGCCUUCCUGGUGGAUGAGCGUAGGGUCUCCUCUCUUAUGCGUGCCGUGUGUGCGUACUCCAGUGAAUCAGGUGGCGCCAACAUCACCUGGCUACUCCCUAACAACACCGAAGCAAGUGUGGUGUCAUCCUCAGCUCGUGAGGGGUCAAAGUUCAAAGCCAACGUCUCAUACGAGUUCCCCCUGGCACGUCACGAGGGCAGUGCCCUGACCUGCCACAUACACCAGGAGUACGGCAAAUUGGAGAGGAGGGUAGUGACCGUCCCGCAGUAUUAUAUCUCCCUGAGUGUGAUGAACAAAACCACCUGUGCUGCUGGAGACGGUGUGGUUUUUUACAGAGUUGCCCUGCAGGAACAUCUCGCCCACCAGAAGAUUCUUCUCCAAGUCAAGGGAAAUGUGCUCUACAGCCAGAUUGUCUGUUCCAGCAAAGGCGGAGCAGCUGCACUGCUAGUGAGAAAGACAUCUGAACUGACCAGUGUUCUGGAGUUCCCCAAGGCUGUGUCUAAGCGGGAUGCUGGACAGUAUGUUUGCACAGCCUCCUUCCACCACAUCAGCACCGACGUCCACAUCCUGGUGGAGGUGACCGACAAUGCGGUGCAGCACAUGGCUAUCAUCAUCAUCUGUUUCACCUCUGCUUUGGCCAUCACACUCAUUCUUGUCAUCACCCUGUGUGUUUUCUGCAAGAGACAAGUCCAGCCUGCAGAAAAGGACCGCCGCAAGAAACGUGAGUCCCUCUCUACCCUGACAUCUCUAAUGCAAGACCCGCGUUCUCCAGAGCUGAAGAAAGUGGCACUUCCUGGGGUUAAAGGUCACCAGUAUGCCGAGCUGGUCUCCAUCGUCCUCGUACAGAGGACCACGGUUUGAGAGUUUUUUGUGUAACAUCACAGAAAUACAGCUGAUUUUCUACUGAAGUAUAUGAAAGACCACAGUUUGAGGGUAUUCCAUAACAUCACAGAAGUACAACUGGUUUUUAACUGAAGUGCAGUCAAAAAGACCAUGGUUUGAGAGUUUUUACAUACCUUCAAAGAAGUGCUACUGAUAUUCUGCAGAAGCACAGUAAGAGAGCAGAUUUUUUGAGAGCAGCCAUUUUGAAAGGCUUUUUUUUUUUACGUUUUUGCGAGGUGUGGCUGCUGACCACAGAUGUGUCACAGACAGGGUUAUAAAUUUACGGUUUUUAUUAUCCUUGUGGAGAAGUCCUCAAGUUUAAAGCAGGUGUUUCUAUGCUUUCACAUGAUCACAGUUACAUUACUGAGUAGGUUUAAGUUAAUUUUGGGUUUGAAUGUUACCAACGUUGAAGUAGAGGGAACCGGAAACUUUCAGAAAUGAGGAUCAGCGGUCAGGGGUCACCAAUUAGGCAGGGAUCACAUUGGCGCAGCAGCACCGCGGCAAGCGGCAGCGGCAAGCAAAAGGCAACGCUCAGACCAUAGUAAGUUCUGUCUCGUUCCUA
Alosa sapidissima (American shad) is the source of this 3539-nucleotide messenger RNA. RefSeq lists its product as uncharacterized. The coding region runs from base 146 to 2956 and encodes 936 amino acids. Gene Ontology annotation, cellular component: adherens junction. The record is from RefSeq and is a predicted model, not a curated record. The transcript has 15 exons. Gene Ontology annotation, biological process: heterophilic cell-cell adhesion; homophilic cell-cell adhesion. Lineage: Eukaryota; Metazoa; Chordata; Actinopteri; Clupeiformes; Clupeidae.